AUGAGUCGACCAUCACUGUCACUCAGACUCGCUCUCCUUUCUCUACUUCAGAAAUUUGGUCUGGACGGUGCGAAACCAGUCUCCACUCCUAUGGCCUCUGGUAUGUGGUUGACUGCUAAUGAGGAAGCCCUCCUAUCUGAUCCAAUUUAUUAUCAACGCCUUGUUGAUUCACUACAAUAUCUCACUUUGACACGCCCCGACAUCUCCUCUGCAGUCAACAAUAUUUGUCAGUUCAUGCAAAGUCCACGAGACACUCAUCUCAUUGCCGUUAAGCUUAUAUUUCGGUAUCUCAAAAGUACUCUUAAUAUUGGCCUUAAUUUUGUCCAAACUCCUCUCAUUGCACUUCGUGGUUUUUGUGAUGCGGAUUGGGCAGGAUCCAGGGAUGAUCGACGUUCUACAACUGGGUUUGUUGUCUAUAUGGGUGAUAACUUGUUAUCCUGGGGAGCUAAAAUGUAA
Messenger RNA from Juglans microcarpa x Juglans regia, 456 nucleotides. RefSeq lists its product as uncharacterized. The coding region runs from base 1 to 456 and encodes 151 amino acids. The record is from RefSeq and is a predicted model, not a curated record. Lineage: Eukaryota; Viridiplantae; Streptophyta; Magnoliopsida; Fagales; Juglandaceae. The transcript has a single exon.